Molecule: messenger RNA, 5304 nt
Organism: Closterium sp. NIES-65
Lineage: Eukaryota; Viridiplantae; Streptophyta; Zygnematophyceae; Desmidiales; Closteriaceae
Source: the annotation of a GenBank genome assembly
AUGACCCCGUCCCAUUCUCCCGCUUUCCAUCACCCCGCCCCAUUCUCCCGCUUCCCAUCACCCCGGCCCAUUCUCCCGCUUUCCAACACCCCGCCCCAUUCUCCCGCUUUCCAUCACCCCGCCCCAUUCUCCCUUCUUCCAUCACCCCGCCUCAUUCUCCCGCUUUCCAUCACCCCGCCCCAUUCUCCCGCUUUCCAUCACCCCGCCGCAUUCUCCCGCUUUCCAUCACCCAGCCACAUUCUCCCACUUUCCAUCAGCCCGCCCCAUUCUCCCUCCUUCCAUCGCCCUGCCCCAUUCUCCCUCCUUCCAUCAUCCCGCCCCAUUCUCCCUCCUUCCAUCACCUCGCCCCAUUUUCCCGCUUUCUAUCAGCCCGCCCCAUUCCACCGCUUUCCAUCACCCCGCCCCAUUCUCCCGCUUUCCAUCACCCCGCCCCAUUCUCCCGCUUUCCAUCACCCCACCCCAUUCUCCCGCUUUCCAUCACCCCACCCCAUAUUCCCGCUUUCCAUCACCCCGCCCCAUUCUCCAGCUUUCCAUCAGCCGCCCCAUUCUCCCGCUUUCCAUCACCCCGCCUCAUUCUCCCGAUUCCCAUCAACCCGCCCCAUUCUCCCGCUUUCUAUCACCCAUCCCCAUUCUCCCUCCUUCCAUCACCCCGCCCCAUUCUCCCGCUUUCCAUCACCCCGCCCCAUUCUACCACUUUCCAUCACCUCGCCCCUUUCUCCGGCUUUCCAUCACCCUGCCCCAUUCUCCCGCUUUCCAUCAACCUGCCCCAUUCUCCCGCUUUCCAUCACCCCGCCCCAUUCUCCUGCUCUCCAUCACCCCGCACCAUUCUCCUGCUUUCCAUCACCCCUCCCCAUUCUCCUGCUUUCCAUCACCCUGCCCCAUUCUCCCUCCUUCCAUGACCCCGCCCUAUUCUCCCUCCAUCCAUCAACCCGCCCUAUUCUCCCAAUUUCCAUCACCCCACCCCAUUCUCCCGCUUUCCAUCACCCCGCCUUAUUCUCCCGCUUUCCAUCACCUCGCCCCAUUCUCCCGCUUUCCAUCACCCCGCCCCAUUCUCCGCUUUCCAUCACACGCCCAUUCUCCCGCUUUCCAUCACCCCGCACCAUUCUCCCGCUUUUCAUUACCCCGCCCCAUUUUCCCGCUUCCCAUCAUCUCGCCCCAUUCUCCCGCUUUCCAUCACCCUGCCCCAUUCUCCCUCCUUCCAUCACCCCACCCCAUUCUCCCGCUUUCCAUCACCUUGCCCCAUUCUCCCGCUUUCCAUCACCCCGCCCCAUUCUCCCGCUUUCCAUCACCCCGCCCCAUUCUCCUGCUUUCCAUCACCCGCCCCAUUCUCCCGCUUUCCAUCACCCCACCCCAGUCUCCCGCUUUCCAUCACCCCGCUCUAUUCUCCCGCUUUCCAUCACCCCGCCCCAUUCUCCCGCUUUCCAUCACCCCACCCCAUUCUCCCGCUUUCAAUCACCCCGCCCCAUUCUCUCGCUUUCCUUCACCCCUCCCCAUUCUCUCGCUUUCCAUCACCCCGCCCCAUUCUCCCACUUUCUAUCACCCCACCCCAUUCUCCCGCAUUCCAUCACUCCGCCCCAUUCUCUCUCCUUCCAUCACCCCGCCCCAUUCUCCCGCUUUCCAUCACCCCGACCUAUUCUCCCACUUUCCAUCACCCCGCCCAAUUCUCUCGAUUUCCCCCCAUUCCCCCGCUUUUCAUCACCCCGCCCUAUUCUCCCUCUUUCCAUCACCCCGCCCCAUUCUCCCUCCUUCCAUCACCCCGCCCCAUUCUACCGCUUUCCAUCACCCCGCCACAUUCUUCCACUUUCCAUCACCCCGCCCCAUUCUCCCUCCUUCCAUCACCUCGCCCCAUUCUCCCGCAUUCCAUCACCCCCCCCCAUUCUCCCGCAUUCCAUCACCCCGCCCCAUUCUCCCGCUUUCCAUCACCCUGCCCCAUUCUCCCGCUUUCCAUCACCCCACCCCAUUCUUCCGCAUUCCAUCACCCCGCCCCAUUCUCCCGCUUUCCAUCACCUCGCCUCAUUCUCCCGCUUUCCAUCACCCCGCCCGAUUCUCCCGGUUUCCAUCACCCCGCCCCCUUCUCCCUCCUUCCAUCACCCCGCCCCAUUCUCCCUCCUUCCAUCACCCUGCCCCUUUCUCCCGCUUUCCAUCAGCCCGCCCCAUUCUCCCGCUUUCCAUCACCCCGCCCCAUUUUCCCGCGUUCCAUCUCCCCGCCCCGUUCUCCCGCUUUCCAUAACCCCGCCCCAUUCUCCCGCUUUCCAUCAACCCGCCCCAUUCUCCUGCUUCCCAUCAUCCCGCCCCAUUCCGCUCCUUUCCGUCACCCCUCCCCAUUCUCCCUCCUUCCAUCACCCAGCCCCAUUCUCCCGCUUUCCAUCACCCCGCCCCAUUCUCCCGCUUUCCAUCACCUCGCCCCAUUCUCACGCUUUCCAUCACCCCGCCCCAUUCACCCGCUUUCCAUCACCCCGCCCCAUUCUCCCGCUCUCCAUCACCCCGCCCCAUUCUCCCGCUUUCUAUCACCUCGCCCCAUUCUCACGCUCUCCAUCACCCUGCCCCAUUCACCCUCUUUCCAUCACCCCGCCCCAUUCUCCCGCUUUCCAUCACCCCCCGCUAUUUUCCCUCUUUCCAUCACCCCGCCCCAUUCUCCCGCUUUCUAUCACCCCCCCCCAUUCUCCCGCUUUCCAUCACUCCACCCCAUUCUCCCGCUUUCCAUCACCCCGCCCCAUUCUCCCGCUUUCCAUCACCCCGCCCCAUUCUCCCUCCUUCCAUCACCCUGCCCCAUUCUCCCGCUUUCCAUCACCCCGCGCCAUUUUCCCUCUUUCCAUCACCCCGCCCCAUUCUCCCGCUUUCCAUCACCCCGCCCCAUUCUCUCGCUUUCCAUCACCCCGCCCCAUUCUCCCUCCUUCCAUCACCCCGCCCCAUUCUCCCACUUUUAUCAGCCCGUCCCAUUAUCCUGCUUUCCAUCACCCCGCCCAUUUCUCCCGCUUUGCAUCUCCCCGCCCCAUUCUCCCGCUUUCCAUCACCCCGCCCCAUUCUCCCGCUUUCCAUCACACCGCCCCAUUCUCCCACUUUCCAUCACCCCGCCCCAUUCUCCCUCCUUCCAUCACCCCGCCUCAUUCUACCUCCUUCCAUCACCCCGCCCCAUGCUCCCGCUUUCCAUCAUCCCGCCCCAUUCUCCCGCUUUUCAUCACCCCGCCCCAUUCUCCCGCUUUCCAUCACCCCGCCCCAUUCUCCCGCUUUCCAUCACCCCGCCCCAUUCUCCCUCCUUCCAUCACCCCGCCCCAUUCUCCCGCUUUCCAUCACCCCGCCCCAUGCUCCCGCUUUCCAUCACCCCGCCCCAUUCUCCCAUCACCCCGCCCCAUUCUCUCGCUUUCCAUCAACACGCCCCAUUCUCCCGCUUUCCAUCACCCCGCCCCAUUCUCCCCCUUUCCAUCACUCCGCCCCAUUCUCCCGCUUUCCAUCACCCCCCGCUAUUUUCCCGCUUUCCAUCACCCCGCCCCAUUCUCCCUCUUUCCAUCACCCUGCCCCAUUCUCCCCCUAUCCAUCACCCCACCCGAUUCUCUCGCUUUCCAUCACCCCGUCCCAUUCUCCCGCUUUCCAUCACCCCGCCCCAUUCUUUUGCGUUCCAUCACCCCACCCCAUCCUCCCCUCUUUCCAUCACCCCGCCCCAUUCUCCCGCUUUCCAUCACCCCGCCCCAUUCUCCCUCUCUCCAUCACCAUGCCCCAUUCUCCCUCUUUCCAUCACCCCGCCCCAUUCUCCCGCUUUCUAUCACCCCGCCCCAUUCUCCCUCUUUCCAUAACCCCGCCCCAUUCUCCCGCUUUCCAUCACCCCGCCCCAUUCUCCCUCUUUCCAUCACCCCGCCCCGUUCUCCCGCUUUCCAUCACCCCGCCCCAUUCUCCCGCUUUCCAUCAACCUGCCCCAUUCUCCUGCUUUCCAUCACCCCGCCCCAUUCUCCCUCUUUCCAUCACCCCGCCCCAUUCUCCCGCUUUCCAUCACCCCGCCCCAUUCUCCAUCUUUACAUCACCCUGCCCCACUCUCCCGCCUUCCAUCACCCCGCCCCAUUCUCCAUCUUUCCAUCACCCUGCCCAAUUCUCCCGCCUUCCAUCACCCCACCCCAUUCUCCCGUCUUCCAUCACCCCGCCCCAUUCUCCAUCUUUCCAUCACCCCGUCCCAUUCUCCCGCUUUCCAUCACCCCGCCCCAUUCUCCCUCUUUCCAUCACCCCGCUCCAUUCUCCCGCUUUCUGUCACCCCGCACCAUUCUCCCGCUUUCCAUCACCCCGCACCAUUCUCCUGGUUUCCAUCACCCCGCUCCAUUCUCCCGCUUUCCAUCACCUCGCCCAAUUCUCCCUCUUUCCAUCACCCCACCCCAUUCUCCCUCUUUCCAUCACCCCGCCCCAUUCUCCAUCUUUCCAUCACCCCGCCCUAUUAUCCCUCUUUCCAUCACCCCGCCCCAUUCUCCCGCUUUCCAUCACAACGCCCCAUUCUCCCUCUUUCCAUCACCCCGCCCCAUUCUCCUGCUUUCGAUCACCCCGCCCCAUUCUCCCCCUUUCCAUCACCCCGCCCCAUUCUCCCGCUUUCCAUCACCCCGCCCCAUUCUCCCUCUUUCCAUCACCCUGCCCCAUUCUCCUGCUUUCCAUCACCCCUCCCCAUUCUCCCGUUGUCCAUCACCCCGCCUCAUUCUCCCGCUUUCCAUCACCGCGCCCCAUUCUCCCUCUUUCCAUCACCCCGCCCCAUUCUCCCGCUUUCGAUCACCCCGCCCCAUUCUCCCGCUUUCCAUCACCCCGCCCCAUUCUCCCGCUUUCCAUAACCCCGCCCCAUUCUCCCUCUUUCAUCACCACGCCCCAUUCUCCCAAUUUCCAUCACCCCGCCCCAUUCUCCUGCUUUCCAUCACACCGCCCCAUUCUCCAACUUUUCAUCACCCCGCCCCAUUCUCCCGCUUUCCAUCACCCUGCCCCAUUCUCCCUCUUUCCAUCACCCCGCCCCAUUCUCCCGCUUUACAUCACCUCCCCAUUCCCCCGCUUUCCAUCACCCCGCCCCAUUCUCCCGCUUUCCAUCACCUGCCCCAUUCUCCCUCUUUCCAUCACCCAGCCCCAUUCUCUUGCUUUCCAUCACCUCCCCAUUCUCCCGCUUUCCAUCACCCCGCCCCAUUCUCCCGCUUUCCAUCACCGCGCCCCAUUCUCCUGCAUUCCAUCAACUCGUCUGGCUGGUGGGGGUGCUGGGAGCAACUCACCUGGCUGGUGGGGGUGCUGGGAGCAACUCACCUGGCUGGUGGGGGUGCUGGGAGCAACUCAACUUGCUGGUGGGGGUGCUAG